CCGGUGAAAAAAAUACACAUUCAACUGUGAGAUACUCACAAGGUCGCUUGCCAUCUUUGAGAUAUGUAUUCAUCAUGAUGGAACAUCGGUUGGACAUUUUGGUCAUUUUGACUGCAUUUUUCCUCAGAAAUGUAUCUGCGUCACAUUUUCGGGGAGCAAUCAUAACAUGGAAACCAGGAGCGAGUCAGAAUGAAGUUAUAAUAGAUUACCGUAUAUCGUGGAGAAUGACAUAUAGUGACAGCUUCACGUGCGACGACAACACGAUACAAACAGGUGAAACAAUCGGCGGAGAAGGGACAAUCGAUUGCUUUGACAACUGCGCCGGUUCUCUUGGGUCUUUGCGUUAUCAGUGCACAGAUUACAGUACAAACGAAGACUGGUCAUCAGGGAAAGGACGAAUAACAGCUACCUUAACUAGCUCCUACUCGCCCUACACAUACUAUAAUUAUUAUCGUUCGUCAGUGUUUCACUUCGGAUUCGCAGGACAGGCCUGGAUAAACACUCUCGUAGUUGGUAGCGGUGGAUCAUGGCAACUAAAAACCACUGCUGAUUUGACAUAUAGAUCGGAUAUAGGGCGAAUAAAUUCAUCUCCGAGAGCGGAAGUGUCUCCUAUAGUUCGACUGCAACGUGGUUGUAACCAUACAGUCAUUAUUCCUGGUAAGCAUAAUCAUUUCGAAUUCAAAGUCCUUUGAUGCACGUCUUAUAUUGACGGAACGAGAUAAAAUAAAGUUUGAUUUGAUAUUAUUUAUUAUUGAUA
Mercenaria mercenaria is the source of this 757-nucleotide messenger RNA. RefSeq names its product integrin beta-like protein C. The record is from RefSeq and is a predicted model, not a curated record. The transcript has 3 exons. The coding region runs from base 75 to 692 and encodes 205 amino acids. Lineage: Eukaryota; Metazoa; Mollusca; Bivalvia; Venerida; Veneridae.